Messenger RNA from Prosopis cineraria, 3300 nucleotides. RefSeq names its product SART-1 family protein DOT2. Gene Ontology annotation, biological process: mRNA cis splicing, via spliceosome; maturation of 5S rRNA. Gene Ontology annotation, cellular component: U4/U6 x U5 tri-snRNP complex. NCBI's taxonomy places the organism in Eukaryota, Viridiplantae, Streptophyta, Magnoliopsida, Fabales, Fabaceae. The coding region runs from base 257 to 3040 and encodes 927 amino acids. The transcript is spliced from 13 exons. The record is from RefSeq and is a predicted model, not a curated record.
CUCUCUCCCGCUGAGAUGAAAUGAAACAGACUUUGUUUAGGCUCCGAUAACGAAAUACAAUCUCCCCUGGCAGAAGAAGCAUAUAAAUUUUUCUUCGUUGGGCAAUUCUUUUGGCGACGAGCAAGCAUUUCACACUUGGUUGAGCUCAUCGUCGGACGCCGGCCACUGUUGUUAGGCCUGCGUGGUUGUUCUCCGGCAAGUAUUGAAGAAGGUUUGAAACCUAGGGCUUUGUCUUCUUCCAAAAUUUGUUGUUUAAAUGGACAUGGAAUGGUCUGAUUCGAGGUAUGAACUACGAGAGGGUAGGGAUGAUCAAGAGGAUUCUCCAUUGAGAGAGAAAUAUGAUGAUUUGGAACAAGUGGGGAUGGACAAAUCUAGCAAGCAUAGAAGCAAGGAUAGGAAGAAUAGCAGUCGAGGAGAAGACAAGGAGCAUAGAAGUAAAGACCGAGAUAAGCAAAAAAGAACUGUGGAGGAUGUUUCAAAAGAAAGAGAAAAAGAGGCAAGAGAUCUAGAAAAAGAUAGAAUUGGCAGCCGGGAAAGGAAAAGAGAGGAUAGGGAUGAACGUGAAAAGGAUAGGAGUAAAGAUAGUAAAUUGAGGGAGAAGGACUAUGAUAGAGAGAAGUAUAGGGAUAAAGAUCGUGAGAGGGAUAAAGAUAAGAAGGAACGUGGUAAAGAUAAGGAUCGUGAGAAGGAAAGGGAGGUGGAGAAAGAAGCUGAUAGAGGGCGAGAGAAGGAGAGGGGAAAAGAGAAAACUAGGGAUAGGGAUAGAGAAAAGGAAAAGGAAAGGGACAAGGCAAAGGAAAGGGAGCGAGAGAAGCAUAGAGAUCGAGAAAAGGAUAGAGAAAGCUACAGAGAUGGGGACAAAGAUAAGGGGAAGGAUAAGAUUAGAGACAAGGAAAGGGAAGCAGAUCAAGAUAAAGAAAGGUCAAGAGAUAGAGAUAGAGUAACCAGAAAGACUCUUGAAGAAGAUUUUGGUUGGAGCAAAGAUGAUGAUUACAAAGUUGACAUCCAUGACAAGAGAGAUGAAGAGUUUGGCAAACAAGGGAAGGCAUCAAAUCUUAAUGAGGGUGAGCAAAAUGGUGAAGCCUCAGCACAUCCAUCAGCAAUGGAACUUGAAGAACGCAUUGUGAAGAUGAAAGAAGCAAGGUUAGGCAAACAAUCUGAAGGCGCUUCUGAGAUCUUAUCAUGGGUCACUAGAAGCCGUAAGAUUGAGGAGAGGAAGAAUGCUGAAAAGGAGAAAGCAUUGCAGCUCUCAAAGAUUUUUGAGGAGCAGGACAACAUUGCUCUAGAAGAAAGUGAAGAUGAGGAUGCCGCCCAACAAACUGCUGAUAAUUUAGCAGGGGUUAAAGUUCUUCAUGGUCUUGACAAAGUAAUGGAAGGUGGUACUGUGGUUCUAACUAUCAAAGAUCAGCCCAUACUUGCUGAUGGUGACAUUAAUGAAGAUAUUGAUAUGCUUGAGAAUGUGGAAAUUGGAGAACAAAAACGGCGGGAUGAGGCUUACAAGGCUGCAACAAAGAAAACUGGCGUCUAUGAUGAUAAGUUUAAUGAUGACCCCACUGCAGAGAAGAAAAUACUUCCACAAUAUGAUGAUCCAGCUGCUGAAGAGGGUUUAACAUUGGAUGAAAGGGGAAGAAUUUCUAGGGAAGCAGAGAAAAAACUUGAAGAGCUCCGAAGAAGGUUAACAGGUGUCUCCACAAACACCUUUGAAGAUCUAAAUUCAUCUGGAAAGGUAUCAUCAGAUUACUAUACUCAUGAAGAAAUGCUUCAAUUUAAGAAGCCCAAGAAGAAAAAGUCCCUUCGGAAGAAGGAGAAGCUAGACCUCAAUGCCCUUGAAGCUGAAGCUGUCUCGGCAGGAUUAGGUGCUGGUGAUCUUGGCUCCCGGAAUGAUGCCAAGAGGCAGGCCAUCAAGGAGGAGCAAGAGAGAUUGGAGGCUGAAAAGAGAAAUGAUGCUUAUCAGUCUGCAUUUGCUAAAGCAGAUGAAGCUUCCAAACUGUUGCGUCUAGAACAAAUGCUAGAUGUUAAAACUGAGGAAGAUGAAGCUCCAGUUUAUGCAGAUGAUGAUGAUGACCUUCAUAAAUCAUUAGCAAGAGCUAGGAGACUGGCUAUUAAAAAGAAGGAGGAAGAAGUGGCAUCUGGCCCCCAAGCUAUUGCAUUGAUUGCCUCCUCAAAUCCUGGUAAUGAGACGGUAGAUGAUCAAAAUCCUACAGCUGGUGAGUCAGAAAACAAGGUCGUGUUUACUGAGAUGGAAGAAUUUGUCUGGGGUCUUCAGAUUGAUGAAGAGGCACGAAAACCAGAAAGUGAAGAUGUUUUCAUGCAUGAAGAUGAAGAAACAAAUGCUGCUGCUGACGAAGGAAUGAAUGAUGAGACUGGUGGAUGGACUGAAGUUAAAGAAACCAGUGAAGAUGAAAAGCCAGAUUCAGAAGACAAGGAGGAGGUUGUUGCUGAUGAAACUAUCCAUGAAGUUGCAGUGGGGAAAGGAUUGUCGGGUGCGCUAAAACUUCUUAAAGAUCGAGGAACACUUAAAGAAACUGUUGAAUGGGGUGGCAGAAACAUGGACAAAAAGAAAAGCAAACUGGUUGGGAUCGUAGAUAAUGAUGAAUCAAAGGAUGCACAUAAUAAAAAAGAGAUCCGCAUUGAGAGGACAGAUGAGUUUGGAAGAAUUUUGACUCCUAAAGAAGCCUUCCGGUUGAUUUCUCAUAAAUUCCAUGGUAAAGGGCCUGGUAAAAUGAAGCAAGAAAAGCGUAUGAAGCAGUACUAUGAGGAAUUGAAGAUGAAGCAGAUGAAGAGUUCAGAUACACCAUCAUUGUCUGUGGAGAGAAUGAGGGAAUCUCAAGCUCGUUUGAAGACACCCUAUCUUGUUCUCAGCGGUCAUGUUAAGCCAGGACAAACUAGUGACCCGAAAAGUGGGUUUGCUACCGUGGAGAAGGAUCUUCCAGGGGGUUUGACACCUAUGCUUGGUGAUCGAAAGGUGGAGCACUUUCUGGGAAUCAAGAGGAAAGCUGAGUCAUCAAAUUCAAAUGCAUCAAAGAAGCCAAAAUCUUGAGAAUCUUUUAUUUCUGUCUGAAGGAUCUUUAAAGCAGUGCGAGGGAGCCACCUGGUAUGAGACUUUGAAAAUCCUUGAAGAAACUAUUGAGGGAUUUUUUUUUUUAUUUUUUAAACUCUGGCUUUAAAUGUGGAAUAGAAAGUUGAUCAUUGAUGAUGCAUUAGGAAGAAUUUGAGAUCCUGAGUUUUGGCCACUUUAUAUGCUAGAAGAUGUAUAAUAAUAGAUGUCUGAUAUAUAUGAUUUAAUUCUAUUUUCUUUCA